This is a messenger RNA of Helianthus annuus (common sunflower), 1300 nucleotides long. Its product is annotated as peroxisomal membrane protein 13. Bases 144 to 1025 code for a protein of 293 amino acids. Gene Ontology annotation, cellular component: peroxisome; peroxisomal importomer complex; peroxisomal membrane. Gene Ontology annotation, biological process: protein import into peroxisome matrix, docking. The transcript has 5 exons. NCBI's taxonomy places the organism in Eukaryota, Viridiplantae, Streptophyta, Magnoliopsida, Asterales, Asteraceae. The record is from RefSeq and is a predicted model, not a curated record.
GAAUCAUCUCAAAAACGGAUAAAACCCACCACCGUAUAUACAAAAAGAUUUUGGUCUUUUCCAUUGUUAUUUUCACACCUUCCCUCUUAUCGUUCUCGUUAUCUCUACCCGGUGGUGGAUUCAUCUCUCCCUCCCUCCCUCCCAUGGCAGCCAAUAAUUCAGGCAGUGGUCCACCUCCUAAACCAUGGGAACGAGCUGGCGGGACUUCGUCUGGUCCAGCUCCUUUUAAACCACCAUCUGCAGGCAGCACUAGUGACGUAGUUGAUGCUUCUGGUACAGCAAACCCUGGUGAAAUUGUUACCACAAAUGAUACAACUUCAGCAAUUAACAGAAAUACACUUGGGAGACCUGUUCCCUCUAGACCGUGGGAGCAAAAUCAGACAUAUGGAGGUACGGGUUACGGUUCCACUUUGGGCUACAAUUCUGGUUAUGGGGCAGGAGGUUAUGGCUCAUACGGUGGAAUGGGAUCCUAUAAUAGUGGUUUAUAUGGUGGAAGCAGCAUGUAUAAUAGAGGUUAUGGUGGUGGCCUUUAUGGAAGUGGUGGCGGCAUGUAUGGUGGGGGGAUGUAUGGUGGAGGAACGUAUGGUAGUAGUUAUGGCAUGGGCAUGGGCAUGGGCAUGGGUAUGGGUAUGGGUAUGGGUAUGGGCAUGGGCGGGCCUGGUGGUCCGUAUGGUGACGAGGAUCCCAAUAAUCCAUUUGGUCCUCCUUCGCAGCCUCCGGGAUUUUGGAUCUCUUUGAUGCGUGUGAUGCAAGGAUUUGUAACGUUUUUUGGCCGAGUAGCUAUGCUGAUAGACCAAAACGCACAGGCGUUUCACAUGUUCAUGUCGGCCCUUCUUCAGUUGUUUGAUCGGUCAGGGUUAUUAUACGGAGAGUUAGCUAGAUUUGUAUUGCGAAUCUUGGGUGUUAAAAGAGUGCCUAACAAGAUUCAGCCGCCUGGACCUAAUGGGCCUCAAACUCACAUCGAGGGGCCCAAAGGCGCGCCUGCGCCUGCUGGUGGCUGGGAUGGUGUAUGGGGAAACAAUUAACGGCCAUGAACAAACAAACGGAAGAAAUGAAUCAAACAACUGAGAAGUGUCUAUGAAGUUAUGGAUUGCAAACGGAAACUCUGCUAGUUGUGCGUAUAGAUAAGGUAUUCUCUGUAUUUGGAGAUGCUCGUUGUGUGAAAUUGUUUUUUCGUUUUCUUAUAUCUGCAUGCGUAGUAAUAUUGUAAUGAUAGAUAUUGCCCGUAAAGGAGAAUAAGAAUGAACCAAGAGAUUUCAAGCUCUUUUUUAUGGGAAUUUAAUGUUGUCUUUCAAGUGUU